Messenger RNA from Closterium sp. Yama58-4, 3206 nucleotides. Lineage: Eukaryota; Viridiplantae; Streptophyta; Zygnematophyceae; Desmidiales; Closteriaceae. The record is from the annotation of a GenBank genome assembly.
AUGCACCCUAUUAUCCACCUCAUCAUCCCCUGCAUUCCCCCUCGUCUCCUCCUGAGCACAGUCCGUUUUGAUGCAUGGAUGCCGCUGCACCCCAUUCCCGCCAUAUUCGUGGGGCGCGGACUGGAGGAAGCCGCAGUUAAGACACUGGGGGAAGAAGCCGCUCCUAGCGCUCUAGCGGGAGAGGCAGCAGAUGCUGUUGCUCCGCUUCCCCAGACGAAAAUAGCCUUGGGAAUGGAUGUGCGGAGCCUGUUCACCCCAGAAAGCGUAGAAGCGCUGGAAAAAGCAGUGGCGGCAGAGGACAUAGCGUCCAUGAACCCCGUGCUGCUGCAGUGCCGCACCUCCAACCGCCCCUUCUACGCUUCCCCCCCCAUCCCCCUGCGCCAGCACCCCCUCUCCGCCCCGCAUCCCCUCAAGCUCGGGGGGUCGACCCUGCGAGCUGUGGACCCAUGCCACGUGCAGUACAUGUGCAAUAUGGGGAUCAGGGCGUCGUAUGUGCUUGCUAUUAUGGUGCCCACGCGCGGGGGGAACGCUCUAGGGCAGCCGGGGGGAGGAGCGGGGGGCGGGCAUGGGGGGGGGCAGUCGGGGGGAGGGCAGUUUGCGAGGAGUCAGUCCGGGGGGAGUCAGCAGGGGGGAGCGGGAGGGGAAGGGGGAGGGGGAGGGGCGGGAAGGUCGGAUCAGCAGCAGCAGGGGAAGCAGCAGGGCGGUGUGCCUCUUGCCCGCAGUACCAGUGCCUCCUCUGGCGCGGGCUUGGGGGGUGCAUCUGGGGGGGAUGCGGGGGGAGGGGGAGAUUCGUGGGAUAUGCGGUCGGACGAUGGGGGGAGCGUGUCAGGGGGAGGGGGCGGAGGCGGAGGGGGAGGGGGAGUGCGGCUGUGGGGGCUGGUGGUGUGUCAUCACAUGUCCCCCCGAGUGGUGCCCUUCCCCGUCCGCUCUGCAUGCGACUUUCUCAUGCAGGCAUUCGGCCUGCAGCUGUCAGUUGAACUCGAGAUCGCCGCCCAGCUGCACGAGAAGCAGAUUCUGCAGAUCCAAUCUCUCCUCUGCGAUACGCUCCUGACGGACAACCCCAUCCGCGCGCUCGUGUCCUCCGCGCCCAACAUCAUGGACCUCCUCCCCUGCGACGGCGCAGCAGUGCUCUUCCGCGGGGAGCUCUCCCGCCUCGGCGUCUGCCCCUCUGAGGACAUGAUUGGGGAGCUCGUGCGGUGGUUACAGAGGGAGCAUUCAGGGUCUAGUGGGCUCAGUACGGACAGCCUGAAGGCUGCUGGGUUCCCGUAUGCCGAUACGCUUGGAGUGGAUGUUUGCGGGAUGGUUGUCGUGUGCUUCUCGCCUGCUGACGAGCAGCAGCAGCAGCAGGAGCGGCAGCAGGAGAAGCAGCAGGGGCAGCAGCAGGGGAGGGAGGCGGCGUCGCCGGUUCCCCCGUCCCCAUCUGGCAGCACCGCUAGUGGCGGCGGUGGCAGCGGGUGGGGCGGUGCGAGCGGGAGCUUCAGCAGCGUGAGCGGCGUGACAGGGGACUACCUGUUCUGGUUCCGCUCGCACGUGGAGAAGUCCAUCAAGUGGAGCGGCGCGCGGCACGACGCGCGCGACGUGGACGAUGCGAGGAAGCGCCACCCCCGCGCGUCCUUCAAGGCGUUCCUGGAGGUGGUGCGGCACACGGCGCUGCCGUGGGCGGACGUGGAGGUGGACGCGGUGCAUAGCCUGCAGGAUUUACUGUGCAAGUCGGUGCGGAGGAAGGAAAGCAUGGGGCGACUGAUUUCCAUGGGCAAGCAGAAUACCAGCGAGCUGGCAGUGGCAGCGGACGAGCUGGUCCGUCUGAUCGAGACGGCGUCUGCGCCGAUCCUGGCCGUUGAUCUGGAGGGCAACAUCACGGGGUGGAACGGCAAGGUGGCGGCCGUCACAGGCCUCUCCUUCUCCGACGCCAUCGGCCAAUCGCUGCUCGACACCUGUCUUGACCCCUCGUGUGUGGACAAAACGAGGACCGCGUUUGAGCUCGCCCUGGCAGGGGAGGAGCAGCAGCAGCUGGAGCUGAAGCUGAAGCGGUGGGGUUCGGUUCCCAAGGGCAAGGGCCCUCCCACUCCCUACGCCAUCCUGCACGUGAACACGUUUGUGAGCCGGGACUCGGAGAAGAGCAUCGUGGGGGUGUGCUUCGUGGGGCAGGACGUGACGGAGGAGACAGCUGUCAGGACGCGAUUCGUGCGCAUUCAGGGCGACUUCACCACCAUCAUCAACACGCACAACUCCCUCAUGCCGCCCAUCUUUGCCACCAACGCAUCUGGCUUCUGCACCGAGUGGAACCCAGCCAUGGAGAGCAUUACCGGUCUCAAACGCUCCGAGGUGCUGGGCUGCAUGCUCCCGGGGAUCAUCUUUGGCCGCAUGUGCCAGCUGGCGGACGACGAUUCGCUCACGCGUCUGCUCAUCAUGCUGUCGCGGGCCAUGGCGGGGCAGGACGCUGGGGGGGAGGAGAAGACGCACUUUGCCUUCCGCAACGCCAAGGGUCGCAUGGUGGAGGUGUUGUUGACGGUGCAGCAGCGGCAGGGCGGAGACGGGCGGGCGGCAGGGGCGUUUGGAUUCCUCCACGUGGCAAGCCCUGAGCUCAUGCAGGCUCUGGCCGUGCAGCAGAAAGCAGAGGGGCUGAUAGAACGUCACUCGAAACAACUAGCCUACGUGAGGCAGGCCAUGGCAGGGGCAGUGCACGGCAUGGUGCAUGCACGCUCCCUGCUGCACCGCUCCCUCCUCGAAGCCGCCCCCCCUUCGCCCUCCGCUCACGCCGCCCCGUCCGCCGCCGCACCGGCCGGCAAGGUUUGGCAGUUUAUGGAGGCGAUGGCGCGGUGUGAUGCGCAGCUGAUGCGGCUGCUGCACACUCAGAUGGACCCUCUGGGCGGUGGGGAGGGCGGCGGCGGCGGGAGUGAUGCGGCUGUGUUCUCACACCCCAGCAUGCUACCAUUCACGCCCUCAGCGCCCUUCACCAUGGCCUCUCUCAUCAACACAGCCGUCUGCCAAGCCAUGCAGCACGCCAUUCGCCGCUCCAUCGACCUCACCUAUGACGCGCUGCCAGAUGUCGCGUCCACGCGCCUCGUGGGCAACCAGCUGCUGCUGCAGCAGGUGCUGGGCGGCAUCACUGUAGCGGCCGUCAAGUCCACCCCGUCGGCCGGCACCGUUUGUCUGCAGCUGGCGCCCAGCCCCAGCCGCAUGCUGGCCGUGGAGAUCGAGCUGCG